AUGUCUAUCCCGGAUCGGCUGUGGUACUUCGUGGCAACCUUGAUCGCGUGGGCAUAUUUCGCUGAAGAGAGCAGCGACUCCCCGGUGCUGCGGCGACCCUCCUGGGCGCCAGUGUGGCUCCUGCGCGGAGCACGGAAGUGGUGUCGCGUGUUCAUUUUCUCGUUGACGGUCCUGGGUAUGCUCCUUGCCACCGACUUGGUGGAGGUGUUUUGGCUCCGAGCAGCAUACUGCGUUUUCGUACUCCUCGCAGACUUCGUGGCUUUCGCGGCUUACGGCGGUCACACGGGCUUUGUCUUCCUUUACACAACUCUCGCCAUGGUUUUGCCCGCUGGCAGUGCGCGAGCUGGGGUCCUGCGGCUCAUUGUGGCACACCAGCUGGGCUCUCCGGCCCUCAACAAGCUGCGGAUUGGUGGCUGGAAGUGGCUGGAUCCAAGUACGCUGGAGUCGCACAUACGCUUUGCCCGAGAUCAGGAGUUACCCUUCAAACCGCACUGCGUCGUGGAGCCGCCGUGGAUGAGACAGCAUUGGAUGAUGGACUUGUGCCUUCGUCACCCAUCGCUGUUGGCCCUACUGCAUUGGGCAGGCCUGGCCAUGCAGUUCCUCGUAGUGCUCGCCUGCUUGCUGGGCGGCCAAGUGGCCCUUUAUUUAGCCUGCGCUGCGGCUUGCGGCUUUCAUGUGUUCGCGGCUCCUCUGCUGGGAGUUGUCUUCCCCUUCUCCAUCCCCUGCUACAUGCUGGCCCUCCUCCCCAGCUCUGCACAUGACGUUGCUUGCUUGUGGAGCAUCCCCGCUCUCGUGACGGCCCUGCUCCUGGGCGGUACCACCGUCUUCGCCACCGAGGAUUGGCCGCUCAACGGGCUGGCGCUGUUCCCGUACAAUGCGGAGCAGAUGCAGAUUCUGGAGUCGAUCUUUGGCCGGUAUUUGCUGGCACACUCCGAGGGGGAGCCGCGGGCAUCUGGGAUCUGCCUUACGGAGCUUUGUGUGAGCAUAUGCCCUGCAAACCUGUAUCCGAGUCACCUCAAAGCGCUUGGCGGUGCCUCCUUCUCUUCUGCAGAGUCAUUGCUAAGCGAUCAAAGCGAUCAAGUUGCAGCAAAGCUGUCUGCAUGGCUACGCCGCAGUCGUCGCUUCAUCGAUGAGCGUGCAGACGGCCAACCGGGCCGUUGUUUUGAUGAUGUGGUGGUCGCCUCGACUUCAGACACCUGA
This is a messenger RNA of Symbiodinium sp. CCMP2592, 1200 nucleotides long. NCBI's taxonomy places the organism in Eukaryota, Dinophyceae, Suessiales, Symbiodiniaceae. The record is from the annotation of a GenBank genome assembly.